AUAAAUUAUGCCUGGUGGCCGCGUGACGUCACGCCACUGUGUGCCUGAGUGAGGGGGAGGGCAUGGAGUGGGCGGGGCGUUGCAUGUGUGUGUGAGUUCGCGGCCCCCGGGUGCGCGCUCGGUCCUCGGGGAGGACACGUGAACGCGGGUGGAGCUGGUGCCCGUAGAGAAGUGAGUGGAUCCCGAGCUGUGAGUGUCCGACGGAGCCGCGGGUUCGCCUCCUCCGUGCGGACGCGCUCGUGCACUAUCGGAUUAAACUUGAGCUGAAAUUAAAGCACAAAGGAAAGAGAGGCGAUAAGAACAAGAAGAAGGGAGGACGGGACGGAGAGAGAGUAAAGAGCGGCAGAAAUAAAGAUAAAAGGUGGAGUGUGGGGAGGAAAAACAAAGCGUAAACUACAGCCAGAGAUCUUCCCCCUCCUCCCCUGCAGCCCGGAGAGGAGGAAAGGGGGGAGACGGAGAGAGAUAAGAGUGCCCCUAUCAAGUGAUAGAGAUCUGCUGAUGAGACAAUAGGACAGUGUGUGCCGGCGAGGUGCCCCGGAUCCUGCCCUCUACAGAGGAGUACCUGACACUGCAUCAUCCGAGAGAAUUAAGAAAAUAUGGAAUGACAUGAAAGAUUAGUUUAAGGAUUAACAACUGUGAGGACAGACACCUCAGCGAGGUGAAGCACAAUCUGACACAAUCGCGGCUCAGAAGAGCUGUGUGCAGAAAUCAUGGCGGAUCCCGGUAUGAUGAGUUUAUUUGGAGAGGAUGGGAAUAUUUUCAGCGAAGGAUUGGAAGGCCUUGGAGAAUGUGGUUACGCUGAAAACUCUGUCAACACGAUGGCACAGCAAAUGCCCAUGGAUCAAGGAUUUGGUUCUAUGCAGUCGCCGCUCCACCAUAACACAAGCAAUCAGAAUCAAGGAAAGUUGACCCACUUUGAUCAUUAUAACCAAUAUGAGCCACAGAAAAUGCACAUGAUAGAACAGCCCAAUAGGAUGAUGACAAACACUCCUGGGAAUGGUAUUGCCUCUCCACAUUCACAGUAUCACAACACGCCUGUUCCUCAGGUCCCCCAUACUGGUGGCCAAAUGGGGGUGUACCCCAGCAUGCAAAACGACCGACAUGGGCCACCUUUUGUGGACAGUGGCUCUAUGUGGGGGCCCAGGGCUGUGCAGGUGCCCGAUCAGAUAAGACCACCAUACCAGCAGCAGACACAGCAGUCACAGCAGCAGCCUCCAAACCCUUCCGCACCCCAAGGACCCCCUCACCCUCAGCAUGUUCAGCAGAUGGGGAAUUACAUGGUCCGGGGAGAUUUUUCAAUGCAACAGCAUGGCCCACUACAGUCACAAAGGAUGAACCAGUUUUCGCAGGGACAAGAGGGUCUAAACCAGGGUAACCCAUUUCUUGGUUCUCCAGGACCAGGUCACAUGCCUCAUGUUUCCCAGCAAAAUCCAAACAUGGGGCCUUCAUUGCGACACUCGGUCCAGCAGUUUCAUCACCAUCCUCCCACUACGCUUCACGGAGAUUCCGUUUCUCACAGUCCUCGAUUCUCUCCUAAUCCUCCUCAGCAGGGAGCAGUGAGGCCCCAGUCCCUUAAUUUUAAUUCUAGAAACCAGACUGUACCGUCACCUACAUUAAACAACUCAGGGCAGUAUCCCCGGUAUCCUUACAGUAACCUUAAUCAGGGAUUAGUUAAUAAUACAGGGAUGAAUCAAAAUUUAGGCCUUACAAACAACACUCCAAUGACUACAUCUGUACCUAGAUACCCAAAUGCUGUGGGGUUUCCAUCAAAUAAUAGUCAAGGACUGAUGCACCAGCAGCAACCCAUUCAUCCUAGCGGCUCGCUUAACCAAAUGAACCCACAAGCUAUGCAUCCUUCACAGCCUCAGGGAACUUACGCUUCUCCACCUCCCAUGUCACCCUUGAAAGCAAUGAGCAAUCCAGCAGGUACCCCACCACCGCAAGUCAGGCCUGGCAGUGCUGGCAUACCUUUGGAUGUAGGAAGCUACCCAAAUAUGCCCCAUCCUCCAUCUCACCAGCCUCCUAACAACAUGGUUAUGGGACAAAGGAACAUGGGUCCCAGAAACAUGCCUCAAAAUCAGGCCUUCAUGGGUAUGUCUUCAACACCCAGGGAAAUGGGUGGGCACAUGAGACCAAAUGGAUGUCCUGGAGUUGGCCAUGCAGAUCCGCAGGCAAUACAAGAAAGGAUGAUGUCUGGCCAGCAGCAUCCCAGUCAUCAAUCUUUCCAGCAGCAAAUGGCAAACUGUCAGCCUCAUCCAGCAAUGCCCCAUCAGUCUUCUCCACCGUCACAUUCCCAUCAUCAGCCAUGGACUCAGCUUCACCAGUCACCUCAGAACACACCACAGAAAGUGCCUGUCCAUCAGCAUUCCCCAUCAGAACCUUUCCUUGACAAUUCUCUACCGGAUAUGACUCGGAUUAGUGGUCCCAACGCUCCCUUAAUGAAUACAGAAGACUUCAUGCCGUCAAUACAGUCGGAACAGCCUCCGCAAAAGAAAAGGAAGAAAAAAAACAAUCACGUAGCUGGGGAGAAGACCGGCGAAGGCUUCCCUGGUGAAAAUGCAGAGUUGUCAGCUGACGGCACGCCGGAAGGAAAGAAGAAGAAAAAGCCGAAAGUUAAAAAGGAGCCCAAGGAGCCAAAAGAGCCUAAAGCAAAAAAGGAGCCCAAGGAGCCCAAGCCUCCAAAACAGCCCAAAACUCCCAAAGAACCAAAAGAGAAAAAAGUAAAAACUACCACGCCAAAAUCAAAGGCCAGCAAGAAGGCGAGUAAUAAGGCUGAUGGUGAGGCCUCUGCUCAAAAGAAAAAAGCUACCAAGGUGAAACCAGAAGGUGUGGAAACCUCAGAUUUGGACAAAACCCCUCCUCCCUCUCCAGAGGAAGAAGAUGACUCCGGAGUACAGAAGAGACGCUCAAGUCGGCAGGUUAAAAGGAAGCGCUAUACAGAGGACUUGGAGUUUAAGAUUUCAGAUGAUGAACAAGAUGAUGCAGAAGCUACCGGAAGAGAUUCCCCUUCCAACACUUCACAGUCAGAGCUGCAGGAGGCCCUUGAUGCAGAAGGACCUAUUGUGGAAAAAAUCAUGAGCAGUCGAUUGACAAAGAAACAGCUGGAGUCUGGAGAAGAAGUAGAGGCUGAAGAAUUCUAUGUGAAAUAUAAGAACUUCUCAUACUUGCACUGUCAGUGGGCUACAGUGGAGGAACUGGAGAAAGACAGACGUAUUCAACAGAAGAUAAAACGAUUUCGGGCAAAGCAAGUACAGAACAAGUUCCUUUCAGAGAUUGAAGAUGAUCUGUUUAAUCCCGACUAUGUGGAAGUCGACCGUCUACUGGAUGUCUCUGAAAGUACAGAUGAGAAAGGAGAGCCUGUGACUCAUUACUUGGUGAAGUGGUGUUCCCUGCCGUACGAGGACAGCACUUGGGAGCUGAAGCAGGACCUGGAUCCAGCAAAGAUUGAAGAAUUUGAGAAACUCCAGAGUAGGGAGCCAGAAACCGAGCGCGUGGAGCGACCUCCCGCCGACGAGUGGAAGAAAUCGGAGAGUUCCAGGGAGUAUAAAAACAAUAACAGUCUCAGGGAAUACCAGUUGGAGGGAGUAAAUUGGCUGCUGUUCAACUGGUACAACGCGCGAAACUGCAUUUUAGCAGAUGAAAUGGGCUUAGGGAAGACCAUUCAGUCCAUCACUUUCCUAUAUGAGAUCUACUUGAAAGGCAUUCACGGGCCAUUUCUGGUCAUUGCCCCACUUUCUACUAUCCCGAACUGGGAGAGGGAGUUCCGGACUUGGACAGAACUGAAUGUGGUAGUUUAUCACGGAAGCCAAGCAAGCAGGAAAAUGAUUCAACUUUAUGAAAUGUACUUCAAAGAUCCGCAGGGCCGGACAAUGAAGAGUUCCUACAAGUUCCAUGCGAUCAUUACAACUUUUGAGAUGAUACUGACGGAUUGCCCUGAGCUCAGGAACGUUCACUGGCGAUGUGUGGUUAUUGAUGAGGCUCAUCGGCUGAAGAACAGGAACUGCAAGCUUCUAGAAGGAUUGAAGAUGAUGGAUUUGGAACACAAAGUGCUGCUAACUGGGACCCCCUUGCAAAACACUGUAGAGGAACUUUUCAGCCUGCUGAAUUUUCUGGAGCCUGAUCGAUUUCCUUCAGAAAGCAAUUUUAUGCAGGAAUUUGGGGACCUUAAAACAGAAGAACAGGUUCAAAAACUGCAAGGCAUUCUAAAACCGAUGAUGCUCAGGCGUUUGAAAGAAGACGUGGAGAAGAACCUGGCUCCGAAAGAAGAAACCAUUAUAGAAGUAGAGCUGACAAAUAUUCAGAAGAAAUACUAUCGUGCCAUCCUUGAGAAGAAUUUUACUUUUCUCUCAAAGGGUGGUGGAGGAGGCCAUGCCAAUGUCCCUAACCUACUGAACACUAUGAUGGAACUCCGAAAAUGCUGCAAUCAUCCUUACCUUAUUAAUGGUGCUGAAGAGAAAAUAUUGGAGGAAUUUAAAGAAACGCACAAUGUUGACCCUCCAGAUUUUCAGCUCCAGGCAAUGAUCCAUGCCGCUGGCAAACUAGUUCUGAUUGACAAACUGCUGCCAAAACUGAAGGCUGGCGGCCACAGGGUGCUUAUCUUCUCCCAGAUGGUGCGAUGCUUGGACAUACUGGAAGACUACCUCAUUCAACGAAGAUACCCAUAUGAGAGAAUUGAUGGAAGAGUGAGAGGCAACCUCCGCCAGGCUGCCAUCGAUAGAUUUUCCAAACCCGAUUCCGAUAGGUUUGUGUUCCUGCUGUGUACGAGGGCAGGAGGUCUGGGCAUUAAUUUAACUGCUGCUGAUACUUGCAUUAUCUUUGACUCUGAUUGGAAUCCCCAGAAUGACCUUCAGGCCCAAGCUCGAUGUCAUCGUAUCGGGCAGAGUAAGUCUGUGAAGAUCUACCGCCUGAUAACUCGAAACUCCUACGAGAGGGAAAUGUUUGAUAAGGCCAGCUUAAAACUCGGCCUGGACAAAGCCGUCUUGCAGUCCAUGAGUGGGAGAGAGAAUGCCACAAAUGGGGUACAACAAUUAUCCAAAAAGGAAAUAGAAGAUCUUCUACGAAAAGGUGCCUAUGGUGCCUUAAUGGAUGAAGAAGAUGAGGGUUCCAAGUUCUGUGAAGAGGAUAUUGAUCAAAUUCUCUCAAGGCGAACACACACGAUAACCAUAGAGUCCGAAGGAAAAGGCUCCACUUUUGCAAAGGCUAGUUUUGUUGCCUCUGGGAACAGGACGGAUAUAUCCUUAGAUGACCCAAAUUUUUGGCAAAAAUGGGCAAAGAAAGCAGAAUUGGAUGUUGAUGUACUGAAUGGAAGGAACACGUUGGUAAUCGAUACCCCAAGAAUAAGAAAGCAAACUAGGCUGUAUAGUGCAGUGAAGGAGGAUGAACUCAUGGAAUUCUCCGAUCUGGAAAGUGAUUCAGAGGACAAGCCGACCAUCAAGCCACGUAGACCUCAGGACAAAUCACAAGGCUAUGCAAGGAGUGAAUGCUUUCGAGUAGAGAAGAAUCUAUUGGUUUAUGGGUGGGGCCGCUGGACGGAUAUCCUUUCGCAUGGGCGUUUUAAGCGUCAGCUUACAGAACAAGAUGUGGAAACCAUCUGCCGUACCAUCCUCGUGUACUGCCUGAACCAUUAUCGAGGGGAUGAAAACAUCAAAAGUUUCAUCUGGGACCUGAUCACGCCAACAGAGGAUGGCCAGACACGUGCUUUGGUGAACCACUCAGGUCUCUCUGCCCCUGUACCUAGAGGAAGGAAAGGGAAGAAGGUGAAGAGCCAGAACUCACAGCCUGUGCUGAAACAUGCGGAAUGGCUUCAAAGCUGCAACCCGGACGCCUUGUUCCAAGAAGACAGCUACAAGAAGCACCUGAAGCAUCACUGUAACAAGGUCCUGCUGCGUGUCCGCAUGCUCUACUAUCUGAGGCUCGAAGUGAUCGGGGACCAAGCUGACAAAAUCUUGGAGGGUGCUGACUCAAGUGAGGCAGAUUUGUGGAUUCCAGAGCCGUUCCAUGCAGAAGUUCCUACGGACUGGUGGGACAACGAGGCUGAUAAAUCCCUAUUAAUUGGGGUCUUCAAGCAUGGGUACGAGAAGUACAACUCUAUGAGAGCCGACCCGACUCUGUGCUUCCUAGAAAGGGUCGGUAUGCCUGACGCGAAAGCAAUUGCUGCUGAACAACGAGCAACAGAUAUGCUGGCAGAUGGAGGAGAUGGGGCUGACUUUGACAGGGAGGAUGAAGAUCCUGAAUACAAACCAACAAGGCUUCCAUUUAAGGAUGACAUUGAUGAAUAUGCAAACUCUCCUCUUGAGGACAAAGAGGAAUGCAUGGAAUUGGACACACAAGGCAAGAUUGAAGGUAGUACGGAGGCAGGACAACUAUACUGGCCUAAUACGUCGGCACUGACCACCCGUUUACGGCGUCUCAUCACCGCCUAUCAACGUAGCUAUAAGAGGCAGCAAAUGCGGCAAGACUCUCUAAUGAAGACCGAUCGCAGGAGGAGGCGUCCACGGGAAGAAGUAAGAGCCCUGGAGGCUGAAAGAGAAGCAAUAAUAACCGAAAGACGCCAAAAGUGGACAAGGCGAGAAGAAGCAGACUUUUAUCGUGUUGUAUCUACGUUUGGGGUGAUUGUUGACCCAGUCAAACAAAAGUUUGAGUGGAAUCAAUUCCGAGCUUUUGCACGGUUGGAUAAAAAAUCUGAUGACAGUUUGGAAAAAUACUUUAAUUGUUUUGUGGCUAUGUGCAGGAGAGUAUGCCACAUGUCAACUAAGUCUGAUGAUGUAGAUUUUUGUGAUCUUUCUACAAUGAUCGAACCUAUAACAGAAGAACGGGCUUCUAGAACACUUUACCGCAUUGAACUUUUAAGGAAAAUACGCGAACAGGUUCUUAAUCAUCCUCAGUUGAAUGAACGGCUUAAGCUUUGUCAGCCCAGCCUUGACCUUCCUGAAUGGUGGGAGAGUGGAAAACAUGAUAAAGACUUGCUUAUUGGUGCUGCUAAGCACGGGGUUAGUAGGACUGAUUAUCACAUUCUCAAUGACCCAGAAUUAUCCUUCUUGGAAGCCCAUAGGAACUUUGCCCAAAACAGGGGCUCUGCUCAGCCACCCAACAUGCCUAUCCUAAUUCAACCUGGCUCCAGCUACAGUGACACUCCUCCGUUAAUGCCCUCCACGCCGAUCCAGGACGAGAAAGCAGAAAAUGAUGAAGUGAAGUCUGAACAAACUGAAGAUGUUGACAUCAAGGAAGAAAAAGAAGUUAAAUCAGAAGGUGAAGAACCCACAUUGGACACUGUUGAGAACUGUGUAAAAGAGGAAUGUGACACUGAGGCCCUUCUUGUGAAGAAUGAAGAUAAGAAGGAAGAAGUAGCUCCAGAUGUUGAGCCAAAAUCCAUCUCCGAAAAGGGAUCAGAGGAAGAUGAAGAAAAACUGGAUGAUGAUGACAAAUCCGAAGAGUCUUCCCAAGCUGAAGCUGGUAUAGCUUCUCAGGAUAAAAACUUUGAUGAAGAAAGCAACGCUUCUCUAAGUACAGCUCGGGACGAAACCCGCGAUGGCUUCUUUCUGGAGGACGGAGAUCCGUCUGGGCUCCAUAUGCUUCGCGAGCGGACAUUUUCCUUCUCUUUCUGGCCCAAGGAUCGUGUAAUGAUUAACCGAUUAGACAACAUCUGUGAGGUCGUGCUGAAAGGAAAGUGGCCAGUAAACAGACGCCAGAUGUUUGAGUUCCCUGGCCUCCUCCCUGGCUACACACCAACUGCUGUGGACAGCCCCCUGCCGAAAAGAAGCUUUGCAGAGCUCUCCAUGGUAGCUCAGGGCAGCUUCAGUGGAAGUGAAGACAUUACAGCUUCACCACAACUUUCCCAGGAUUCUGCACUGAGUAUGUCUGUGCCACGUCAGCGCAGACGGAGAAGGCGGAAAAUUGAGGUUGAGGCAGAAAGAGCAGCAAAAAGAAGGAACUUGAUGGAGAUGGUGGCUCAACUGCGAGGCUCUCAAAUGGCUGAAAAUGGACAAGAGAAAGUUGUGGACUUAUCUAAUGCCUCCAGGGAGGCAACAAGUUCUACCUCAAGUUUUACUUCUCUUACACCCAAGUUUAUUUUGCCUAAUGCCUCCACCCCUAUCUCUGAUGCCUUUAAAAGUCAAAUGGAGCGACUCCAGACAGGUCUUUCUUGCACUCCGACAAGGCAUUUACUCAACGGUUCUAUAAUCGAUGGAGAACCUCCUAUGAAGAGGAGACGAGGGAGAAGGAAAAAUGUUGAAGGACUAGAUUUAUUGUUCAUGAGUAACAAACAAAGGAAUUUAUCUGUGGAAGAUACUGAUGUGACCAAAGGAUAUGAAGAUGAUAUGGACACGCCACCAACCCGUAACAUUCCAUCCCCCGGGCAGUUAGAACCUGAGACCCGCAUCCCUGUCAUCAACUUGGAGGACGGGACCAGACUAGUGGGAGAGGAAGCUCCUAAAAACAAAGAUUUAGUUGAAUGGUUGAAGUUGCAUCCUACGUACACUGUUGAUAUGCCAAGUUAUGUACCAAAGAGUGCAGAUAUGAUGUUCUCACCAUUUCAAAAGCCUAAACAAAAACGUCAUAGAUGUCGGAAUCCCAACAAGCUGGAUAUUAACACAUUGACAGGAGACGAAAGGGUGCCUGUAGUGAACAAACGGAAUGGGAAAAAGAUGGGGGGAGCCAUGGCACCUCCAAUGAGGGACCUUCCUCGGUGGCUGGAAGAAAACCCAGAGUUUGCGGUUGCUCCAGACUGGACAGAUAUCGUUAAGCAAUCUGGUUUUGUACCAGAGUCUAUGUUUGAUCGUCUUCUCACUGGACCUGUAGUAAGGGAAGAGGGAGCUAGCAGAAGAGGAAGAAGGCCAAAAAGUGAAAUUGCCAAAGCAGCAGCUGCUGCUGCUGUAGCAUCCACAUCUGGAAUCAACCCACUCUUGAUGAAUAGCUUAUUUGCUGGAAUGGAUCUUGCAAGCCUCCAGAAUCUUCAGAAUCUGCAGUCUCUUCAGCUCGCUGGUCUCAUGGGGUUCCCCCCAGGGCUUGCGACAGCUGCCGGAGCUGGAGGAGAUUCGAAAAAUCCUGCUGCCAUGCUGCCUCUGAUGUUACCAGGCAUGGCAGGAUUGCCCAACAUGUUUGGGCUUGGAGGACUUUUGAAUAACCCGUUAGCAUCUGGCAGCGGCAAUUCCACUACAACUCCCAGUCAAGGAGAAACUGAAGAAGGAACUUCAGAGGAGAAAACCGAAAACGAAGAGGAUGCUAAAGACUCUGAGAAAACUACAGACACUGUUUCUGCUACUGACUCUGGAUCUGUUGGUGCUGCUAAUACCACAGCUGGAUUGUCCACAAAUCCUCUGGCCUUCAGCCCUUUCCUACUGUCCACUAUGGCUCCAGGCCUGUUCUACCCAUCUAUGUUUCUACCUCCGGGACUAGGAGGAUUAACACUGCCUGGUUUCCCAUCACUAGCUGGACUUCAGACUGCUGUGAGUGCUAGUGAAGAAAAGACUGCAGACAAAGGGGACGCUGAGCAUCAGGAAGCCAGCGAUGCAGAGGAGACCCUGGACAAAACUGCAGACUCAUCUGUUUUGGAAGACGAAACGGCACACGGAGAAGAACUGGACUCGCCUGCCGGAGAGGAAGAUCUGGAAAACGAUGAAAAAGAUGAUUAAUGGUCACAGUUACAUUUAAAGUGUUCAAAACUUUUUGACAAGUGGUAGUCCUACUGUUUACACUCACAGUAAAUGUCCAUACCUAGUUUUUAUAAGCUGUUCUGUAAAAUAGUGUAGCAAAAAAAGUCCAAGUCAUGUCACACGGAUGUGUCAAAAAGGUAUUUUGGUCAUUAAGUAUUGUGCAGUGCAUUAUUUAUUGUUCCUGGGGAGAGAUGACAUUUCAGAGACAAAUAUUGUCUAAGGAAAUUUAUAUAAUGCUCUGCUAGUGUUUUUUGUUGGGUUUUUUUUUGCUUAUUUUCUACCUUUUUGGUAUUAUGAGAGCAGCAUAUUUUUUUUUUUUGUUUUGAAUCUUGGUGCAAAUAGAAGGAAAGGCUGCUUAAGGAAGUAUGAAGUUAUUUAUCUAUUUUUUUUUUUUGGAGUUUGUUUUUCCUUUGCUGUGAAGGUCAAGAUGAAUUUUUACAAACGCAUAUCAUAAUACUAGUUUUUUUUUACUGUAUAUGGGGGUUCCACAUACACAAUUCAGACAAUCUCCAUACGAGCGUAAACGUCUCCGCCUCGAGACCCAGCAAUAAAAGGCAGCUGUUGAAUGUGAAUUGUACUUUUUCAAAACACACCCACUGCGAAGGUUGUUACAGGACAAUACUACAGUUGAAUCGUCUCAUGAUUUUAUAAUGCACUGGUCGAAGCAUAAAAUUAAAAUCAGGUACCUUUUUUUUGUUGCUGUUUUUUCCUUUUUUCUUUUUUGUUUUUAAAUUAAAGGACGUUGUUACUUUAGCCACAAAGCUAAACAGCAUUACCUCAAUUCUAAACUAGCCUUGAAGUUUACAGACAUGACUUUGUAAAUGUUUUCCCUUUAUUUUCUUUUUGUGAUGUCGUUAUAUUUUUCUUUUCCUUUUUUUUUUUCUUUUCAAAAACUGCUAUCAUGUAAGAUAAAUUGUAAAUUGCUGCCAACCGUAGUAAUGAUGCUUUUAAUAAAAGUGAUCCAUGAGAUGCAGUGAUGUAAUUAGAGAAUGUAGAUGUGUCUAGGGAAACCAAAUCAGAACUGGUGUACACCACUUUAUAUUUUGUAUUCACAAUAGAAGCAAAUACAGUA
Messenger RNA from Spea bombifrons (plains spadefoot toad), 10722 nucleotides. It is a transcript of the gene CHD7, whose product is annotated as chromodomain helicase DNA binding protein 7. Gene Ontology annotation, molecular function: ATP-dependent chromatin remodeler activity; ATP binding; protein binding. The transcript has 38 exons. The record is from RefSeq and is a predicted model, not a curated record. Lineage: Eukaryota; Metazoa; Chordata; Amphibia; Anura; Pelobatidae. The coding region runs from base 711 to 9629 and encodes 2972 amino acids.